ACCUGUGAGAGUUGGAGCAGAGACCAGUUAGAAUCAGCACCGGGGCUGCAAGCCAGCUGACGGGAACUCAACUGGAGGGAAGAUGGUUUUCUCCCACAAGGGCUUCAUCCUGAAACCAGGGGUGCUUUGUUCAAAGAACCAAUCGGGGUGGCUGAGGUUCUGACCCAGUACCUGAAAUCAGCGAUGAACUGGAUGUAGGUGAGCAAACUGAAAUUAAUCCAGGUAAGACAGAGGUGGGAGAAGAGCUGGUCUAGGAUUAAGUGUAGUGCCUAAUUUGGAUGGAGUUGCAACCCCACCCCAACCCAGUUAAGGAUCAGGUUUGUAGCUUGGAAGAGCUGCCAGAUGUGCCUGAAGACUUUUGAGUAAUGUAGGCUAGUACCCUAGCUAUGCCCUAUUAUGAUGGACAAGACCUGGCAGCUGAUCACACAAACCAAGAUUGGGGGGGGGGGGCUGGUUUUGAGAGAAGUCAACUUGUCUUCUUCAUCGCAGUUCCUACAUUGGAGGGAGUCAGCCUAGGUCAAACCUACAAUUCUAUGAUGGCUUAUUUUUCAACUUCCAAUGUAAAACUUGUUAUUUUCAGGGUGCUCUUGAGUUAAGCAAUAAUGGAAUAACAUUCUGAGAUGUUUGUUGGUUAUCUUUCAUAUGAUGAGAUUACUUUCCUGUUCUCUGCCUUCUUGAAUAUUUGGUUUGGGCUUUUAAUAUCUGUAAAGCUCAGCAGCAGCAACCACCACAACCACCAAACAAUGUGUUUUAAUAUUGUUGAAGGCCUCCUUGGGAAGUCCCUGAGGGAAAGAGAGACUGAAUACAAAUAUUUUACCUAAUUAACUGCUUACUUUGUUGACAUGGAAUUCAAUCUACUUAAAAAGCAUUCCCACCUGCCAUCCAGGUGAAUAUGUUAAAGUAUUUCACAGCAGACAGAGAGAAUUUGGUAACUGAGGAACUUAAUGCCUGCUAUUUACACUCUUAUGAAUGCUUUCCAAGGAGCAAUGCUUAAAGUGAAAUUGUGUUUGGACAUGCUGCUAUCAUAACUAUUUUUUUGAAGAAUCACAUGCAAAUGCACACUCUCUGUUUCUAGUGUUAGACCCUGCUCUGCUCCACAAUGCUUGUGAAAGAGUGCACAGGGUGGACCCACCAGAGAAUAAGUCAGAAACCAAGAUCAUUUAGCAGACGUGAUGGUUAAGACAAAGAUGCAAAUGAAAAUGUCUCCUAAUAAAAAUGUUGUUGUUGUUGUCAUCCUUGCCUGUUCCCAUUAAAAUUCCAUCACUGCUGCAUGGCAACGUGAGGGUGAUGAGCCACGACUGAGCCAGCUCUGCUUAUUAGGAAACGUGAACAGAAACAAAUCCCCUUUUCAAGCAAAACAGACAAAACUGUGAAAUGUGCUGUCGCACUUAUUUACCCAUCAAAUCCUUAAGAGUUUCACAACCACACAUUCUUAUUAAUCAAAGAAAUGCCAUGGGAAACCUAUAUUCAAUGGUGUUGUUUUCCCCCUAAAGGUUAAGUAAUACCUUUGCUGAAUAGUUUCAAAUGCACAGCACCACCAAAUGAGCUACUAUUAAGUUUCCCUCCCUCUGUAAGCUCAGAAACAGAGUGCAACAUUACAAGAGCAUCCGUGCAUGAUAAGAAGAUUCGUCUCCAAUGCAAAUCAAACUCUAAAUGCUUGUCAAGGUUGGAUUGUAGCAACUGUUAUACAAGUUUCUGAUUUACAUCCUCAACUGAAAGCCAAACGUUUUCCAGCCAACUUGCUUUUUUCCCAUGUUGAUAAGCUGCAGUAACUAAAUAUUCCAGAUGAGUAAUUGCUCCUUAAUGUUAACAGAUCAACCGUAUGUAAGUUUGCACAGAAGCACUACUGAAUUUAAUGAGACUUACUCUCAAUAGCACACAGGAUCUGAGUGUAGUGCAGAUACUUUUUCCCACAGGUGCCAUCCCAAGGCAGUUCAGAAAAGGAAUUAGAGAAGGGGAACAGGGAGAACUAAUCUUCGAGAGGGGCAGUAAAUUUAGAGCAGAGGAAUGGGGGCUGCUGGGUAUACUUGCCCCAGGCCUUGGAAUCAUAUCUAGGCCCUGAUGGGGAAGAUGGCAUGAUGCAGUGGACACAGUACUUCACUUGGAAUGCAGAAACAUGGGUUCAAAUCCUAUAAGACCCCAAAGCUCACUGGGUAAUAUUGGGCUCCCUCAAUUUAACUAUGUGAGGUAGUUCUGUUCAGAUAUUCAAGAAAAUGUCUAAUACAUUCUACAGUCUGUGGGGUGGUGAAGCAAUUUCCUCUAGGAUGGAAAGUAGGAUAUAAAACAAAACAGAUUCAGUGAAUAUUUGGGGAAAUUAUACGAAACUGAAAACCAGAAACUUCUAAUCAGAAGAGGUAACUACUGCUACCAGUUUUAACUUGUUACCGUAUUUGCUUUUUUCUGUCGGUAAAGAAUAUACUCUGUGAUAGGCUUCCCCAAUCUGAUGCCCUCAAAAUGGUUUGGACUACAGGUCCCAAUAACUCCAACCAACAUGGUCAAAUGUUGGGGAUGAUGGGAGUUUUUGACCAGGUUGGGAAAGGCUGCUCUAGGAACAACCACCAAAAGGGCAUAAUUUAAAGGUGAAACUCACUGCUAUUAUCUUUUACAGCCUGCCUAAUUUAAAGAUGAAUCAUUCUCAAACAGAGGGAGAAGAAAAAGUACCGAACGAUGAGCUGGAAUGCAAAAUCUGUUACCAGAAGUUUACCGUCCAGAGCCGCAAACCCAAAAUCUUGGACUGCCUUCACAGAGUGUGUGCGAAAUGCCUGACAAAAAUCCUCCACGUGGGAGAUGGCUCCCAUUGCAUUUGCUGCCCCUUCUGCCGCCACAAGACAGAGCUGCAGGAAGAGGAAGUGGAGGGCCUUCCUGACGACGCAAACAUCAUGUCCAAACUCAUGACAAAAGACAAAACAUCAUGGAGCUCGGACUGCAAAGAAGUUGUCUUGACGCCAAAGAACUUGGCUUCCUCCAGUCCUUCUCAUGGGUCAUCAAACUGUUUGGUGAUUACCAUCAUGGAAGUACAGAGAGACUCCACAAGGACGCCAAGCCAGAACACCCUCUCGGAUUACUACACAGAUCACAGCCUUGACUCGGCAUCUGUGAACUCUCACAGCCACCUGGAUCAAGAUCUUUUCUCUAAGCUCUGUAAUCAUGUCCCCAGAAUACUGGUGUGGCUGCUUGGAUUUUUCUAUUUUGGUUCUUUGCCACUUGGAAUCUAUUUAUUGGUGAUUCAGAAAGUGACCCUUGGAAUUGUCUGUGUCAGUCUCGUGCCAUCCAGUCUAACUGUUUGUCUUGUGUAUGGCUUCUGUCAAUGCCUUUGCCAAGGAAUGUGUGACUGCUCCUCUAGAAACUAACAUUUUUUAAUACUGAAUUUUGGAUAUUGGCACUAUAGACCUUCAAAUGUAUAGGCUAUUUAAAGCCUGCUGUGGGUUUUUUCUUUUUUAAAAAAAUAUCAGUAGCCAAAAAUGAGACAUCUAUAUUUAGAUGUUCCUAACUUUCCAUCCCACUAUCCCAACAGGUAGCCACACUUUAGUGUGACCCACGAACAAAACCCAGAGGGGUUAAUGGCUUUGACAGAGUUAUCCAGGGCAAAGUUGUAGGAUCCCA
Messenger RNA from Podarcis muralis (Common wall lizard), 3603 nucleotides. The record is from RefSeq and is a predicted model, not a curated record. NCBI's taxonomy places the organism in Eukaryota, Metazoa, Chordata, Lepidosauria, Squamata, Lacertidae.